CAUACGAUCAUCUACACCAACACCAAUCACAAUCACAUUUACCGACAUUGGGCAAGCAACAACUACCGUACACUCUCGCUAGUUCUUGGUGCUUACAGGGUGUAUCCGUCACAAGGCUUUGAUCCGGGCAAGGCACAAACAUCAUCAUUAUUCUGUAUCAUAUCGUCUUUCUCCGCAUUUUCCGGUCUCCACUUUUCACAUUUACCCCAAUCCUAAAGGCACCUUUCCGACAAUAAUUCAUCUUCGCCAUAUUGACGGCCACACCCAAUCUCAUAUGCAGUGAUCAAAUAAUCUGAAAGGCGACCUUUUGACGAGCGCAAGCAAUUCUAGCUUCCCCAGUUUUAUCUCGCUAUAACAAAAAAUGACGAUCAGUAGGCGAAAGAAUAAGCCAGUUGCAAAGCAGGAAGAAAACAGUGGCGGAAGCAGUAGCAGAGCUGCAGAAUCUGGCGUACAAUACCAUUGUGAUGUUUGCGGACUAGAUAUUUCUAGUACAGUACGGAUAUCCUGUGCAACUUGUUUUCCUCCUGGAGCGUCAGAUUCGUAUGAUGUUUGUUGUUCUUGCUUUCUGGAAGGACAAGAAUCAGGUACCCACAAAGCAUGGCACGAUUACAGAGUGGUAGAACAGCAUGCCUAUCCGAUCUUUUGCGAUGACUGGGGAGCAGAUGAGGAAUUACUUCUUAUAGAUGGCGCUCAAAUUUAUGGUUUGGGAAAUUGGGCAGACAUAGCCGAUCAUAUAGGGAAUCGAACGAAAGAAGAGGUACAGGAGCAUUACAUCAAAGUGUUUGUCGAAGGUAGGGACGGGACUGAAUAUGGAGAUAGAAGAGCAGAGGAGGCAGUCACUUCCGCUAUACAGUCUGCCCAACCACCAGACGCACAAGGGAAACGAAAGCUACUUCCAGUUGUUGGCCCAAAUCCAGACUUCAAAGCUAGUGUAGAUGCAGAAGAAUUUCAAAAACGAAAGCGACAGAGGAUAGAAGAUGCAAGAUCUGGACAAGCAGCUUUUGGAGGUUCAGCGCCAUCUACACAAACGCAAGGUGGAAAACCUGUGCCGCCAAAGCCUCUUGUCAGUGCGCCUACUUCUCAUAGCGAAUUGGCAACAUUCAUGCCUGGUCGAUUAGAGUUCGAAGUCGAAUACGAAAAUGAUGCGGAAAAUUAUGUGAAGGAUAUGGAAUUCGGAAAAGUGUACAGAUAUGGUGGUGAAAUAAUACCGAGCGAGAUGGAAGCAUUGGGAAGGAAAGCAGAUCAAGGAAGGGUACGAAUGGAGGGAAGCGGUAGAGGUGGACCUGGUUUGAGCGGACGGGGAAACAAAGGUACAAAAGAAGAAGAUACUGAAGGUGGAGAUACAACAAUGGGAGAUCAAGAGAAAGAAGAUGAGGAUGGCGAUCAAGAUGAGACGAAAGAUGGAGACGAGACCAGAGAUGAAGAUGGACAGGAUGAUGAAAGAGACGAUGAUGACGACAACACACAAGACCAAGACAAUGAUCAAAGUCAGAUGGACGCAACUGUAGAUGGGGGCGACACUGGAGAUACAACAAACGCCGCGGAAGCUACAAAUGGUACUGUUCCUAGUGUUGCUGCUAGUGCACCUGCAGAUACAGACGAUCGAGCAGCUGAUUGGGACGAAGAAGAGGCAGAUUUGGAGUUGAAGUUAAUGGUGUUGGACAUAUACAAUGAACGAUUGGAUCGUCGUGGAAGACGGAAAGAGUUUAUUUUUGAACGAAAUCUGGUCGAUUACAAGCGUACUGUUGCAGCCGAACGUAGAAGGCCGAAAGAAGAAAGAGAAUUACUAAAUCGAGUCCGCCACUUUGCACAGAUGCAAACAGCGAUGGAUUUUGAGGACUUCUAUAACGGGUUGUGCUUCGAAGAUGCGCUCAGACGAGCCGCUGCGCAAUUGCAAAUGUACAGGCGUGCAGGAAUCACCAAUUUGACUGAAGCUGCCAAGUUCGACACGGAACAAGCUGAACGUGCUCGUCGUGCAGCAGUGGCAGCGGAAGGAGGUUUUGCUGCUUUUCCAGCCAUUGGUUCUGUACCACGCUCUGCUGCUGGACGUGCGGCUGCUCGUGAAACUGCAACUCCUGAUGGUAGCGAGAAUUCAAUUCAAUUGCCAACAGCUGCUGCUGUAGCCGCACCCCCAAAGAAGAAGGCAAACAACACAGCCAGUCAAUCCUCAACAGCUACUCCUGCUGAUGGAGAAAAGAAAGCCGCACGCAAGCCACCAAAACCGUUGGAUUUAUCGUCACAUCCCUCUCUCAAUUUGUUGACAAGAGCCGAACAAGAAUUAUGUUCUGUUGUACGUAUUCAACCGCAAGUGUUCAUGUUGAUGAAGAAGGAUAUCAUUGUUGAAUUCGUUCGUCGAAAAGGCAAAUUCAGUCGAAGAGAAUCACGUCAAUUGUUCAAAUGUGAUGUGAAUAAAGUUGGAAAAGUGUAUGACCUUUUGGAAUCAGAAGGCUACCUUCGCGAAGCAAAUCGACUAGGUCCAAAUUGGGAUGGCACUGGAACACCACCCGGUUGGACAGCGCCGCCAGCAUCAGAAAAGCCGAACGGAGAAGGGAAGGUAAACGGUGCUUCUACGAAUUCGCCUGCACCUAGUCAAUCUCUGCUCAGGAAUGGCUCAAACACAAACAAUGGUCCUUCCAACACGAAUUCGCCCAGAUCCCAAAAUACCAUCGGACAGAGCGGCUCGAAUGGCAUUUCUCCCAAAUCUUCAUCUGCAACAAAUCCUAGCAAUGGUCAGCCUCGACCUUCAGUAGACCGUCCGACGGCUUCCACCUGAUAAGCACCCCUUGUACACAAUUUUACAUCAUUUGUACUUUUAUUGCAACAGAAUUAAACGUAUACUAGCAUCUCCUU
Messenger RNA from Meira miltonrushii, 2850 nucleotides. RefSeq lists its product as uncharacterized. Gene Ontology annotation, cellular component: nucleus; SAGA-type complex. The transcript has a single exon. Lineage: Eukaryota; Fungi; Basidiomycota; Exobasidiomycetes; Exobasidiales; Brachybasidiaceae. The record is from RefSeq and is a predicted model, not a curated record. Gene Ontology annotation, molecular function: transcription coactivator activity; zinc ion binding; chromatin binding. The coding region runs from base 362 to 2773 and encodes 803 amino acids. Gene Ontology annotation, biological process: regulation of transcription by RNA polymerase II; chromatin remodeling.